Molecule: messenger RNA, 1702 nt
Organism: Eutrema salsugineum
Lineage: Eukaryota; Viridiplantae; Streptophyta; Magnoliopsida; Brassicales; Brassicaceae
Product: serine carboxypeptidase-like 35
Exons: 8
Coding region: 80-1522 (480 amino acids)
Biological process (GO): proteolysis
Cellular component (GO): vacuole
Molecular function (GO): serine-type carboxypeptidase activity
Source: RefSeq, a predicted model, not a curated record
ACAAAUUGCUUACGGCUUUUCUUCAUUUCGGAAAAGAGAAAAAAGAAGAAAAAAAAAAAACAGAGGAGAGCGUUUGGCGAUGAAGAAGAACGCACUUUGGCUACUGUGCGUUCUGGUGUUACCGGCGAUAGCCUGUGGUAGGAAACCGGAGAAGAAGGUAACGUCUUCGUCCGGGAGGAAGGAGGAUGACCUUGUGACCGGUUUACCCGGUCAACCACCGGUUAACUUUAGACAUUAUGCCGGUUACGUGGAUCUCGGGCUUCAACAGAAGCAAAAGGCGCUUUUCUAUUGGUUCUUCGAAGCCCAACAAAACUCUUCUGGUCGUCCUCUCGUCCUCUGGCUCAACGGAGGACCUGGUUGCUCAUCGAUAGCCUAUGGAGCUGCACAAGAACUAGGCCCUUUCCUUGUUCGCACCAAUGGUGACAACCUUACCUUCAAUCAUUUCUCUUGGAACAAAGAGGCCAAUAUGUUGUUCUUGGAAGCACCGGUCGGGGUUGGGUUCUCGUAUACCAAUAACUCGAUGGAUCUUCAAAAACUUGGAGAUCAAGUUACUGCAGAGGAUUCUCUUGUGUUUUUGACCAACUGGUUCAUGAAAUUUCCCGAGUUCCGAACCAACGAAUUUUACAUAACCGGAGAGAGUUACGCCGGUCACUAUGUUCCACAGCUUGCGGAGCUAAUUUACGACCGGAACAAGAAGGUUACAAGAGGAUCUCAAAUCAAUCUCAAGGGAUUCAUGAUUGGGAACGCAGUGAUCAACGAGGAAACAGACAUGGCAGGACUAGUGGACUAUGCAUGGAGCCACGCUAUUGUAUCUGACGAGCUCCACAACAACGUCCAUGGCUCGUGCCGUUUUGAGGAGCAAACCACCAACAAGACCCUAGAAUGCUACGAAAAUAUCAAAGCUUUCAUGGAAGCUUACAACGAUAUCGAUAUAUACAGCAUCUAUACUCCCGUUUGCCUCUCCUCUUACUCGUCGUCUUCUUCUCCAAGAAAACCUAAACUCGUCGUGUCUCCUAGCCUCCUUACUUCACCCGACAUGUGGGAUAGGUUGCCGGCCGGGUACGAUCCAUGCACUGAAGGCUAUGCCGAAGACUAUUUUAAUCGGAAAGAUGUGCAGGUCGCGCUUCAUGCUAACGUCACAAACCUUCAUUAUGCGUACACCCCUUGCAGCGGUGUGAUAAACAAAUGGAGUGAUGCUCCAUCCACCGUGAUUCCCAUCAUUCAGAAGCUUUUGACCGGCGGCCUCCGCAUCUGGAUCUAUAGUGGAGACACGGAUGGGAGAGUUCCAGUAACAUCUACGCGUUAUAGCAUAAAAAAGAUGGGAGCUAAGGUGGUGUCACCGUGGAGGUCAUGGUUCUACAAGAGUCAAGUAGCUGGAUGGGUUGAGACUUACGCCGGAGGACUAACAUUUGCCACCGUGAGAGGAGCUGGUCACCAGGUUCCGGUCUUUGCUCCGGCUCAAUCUCUCUCCCUAUUCUCUCACUUUCUUUCUUCCCUCCCAUUGCCUUCAAAACGCGCCUGAUCACUACCGCCAAAGUCAUGGCAAGUUGUUGUUGUUUUGAAGCAAGUGCUUGGUACUUACCCAAUUGAUAUAAUGAGGUUCAAUUGAUCAAUAAAAACAUUUGGUGUUUGUUGGAAUUAGUAUAAUUAUAUCAUAUAUAGUCUUCCUAUUUCUACAGUUUUGGAGACUAUUUUUUUGAAA